Messenger RNA from Branchiostoma floridae (Florida lancelet), 2543 nucleotides. RefSeq names its product tripartite motif-containing protein 2-like. Bases 82 to 2259 code for a protein of 725 amino acids. Gene Ontology annotation, biological process: positive regulation of DNA-templated transcription. The transcript has a single exon. The record is from RefSeq and is a predicted model, not a curated record. Lineage: Eukaryota; Metazoa; Chordata; Leptocardii; Amphioxiformes; Branchiostomatidae. Gene Ontology annotation, cellular component: chromatin; nucleoplasm. Gene Ontology annotation, molecular function: ubiquitin-protein transferase activity; zinc ion binding; protein binding.
CUAAGAGCUAGACGUGUCGACAAUAUUCGGUACAUGCGGCCAGUGUGAAGUUCUAGACGUCAAGAUAUAUGGCACUGCAAGAUGGCGAGAAACAUGCCAGACGACUUCGACGAGCAGUUCCUGGCCUGUCCGGUCUGCAUGCUGCACUUCCGGGACCCCAAAAUUCUGCCAUGUUUGCAUACAUUUUGUAGGGAGUGUCUGCAAGAAUGGGCCACCAAACAACAGCCGCUGGAGUGUCCAACCUGCCGCACACAGGUCAGUCUACCAGACCAAGGUGUGGACGGACUCAGGACCAACUUCUACGUCAACAACCUGCUGGACUUCGCGGCGGCCAAGAAAGGUGUGGAGCCAGGUGUGCCAUGCCAGGUGUGUGACGGGAAUGUGGAGGGUUCAAAGUCUUGGUGUGCGGAUUGCGCUAAAUUAAUGUGCGAUUCGUGUACAUUGCUACACCGUAGAUUUCCACUUUUCGAAAACCACGAAGUCGCCACUGAAGUAACACUGAAGGCAGAGGAGGGUAGGAGCAAAUUUCAUCGCAAACGACACUGCGAAAAACACAAGAACCAAGAACUGGUCUUCUACUGUGAGAGCUGUAACGCUUUGGUUUGUACGGCAUGUACCGUGGUCGACCAUCGGCCGGGCAAAGAUCACAAUCCGGUAGAAAUCGCCACGGUCGCUCAGAAGAAAAAAGAAUCCCUUCAAGCACUGCUGCAAGACAUAGACCCACGUCUGAAACACGUCCAUGCAUCAGUUAAGGAAAUUGAAAGGAAGAUGGCAAACUUGGUCCCCUCGAAAGAAGCUGCCACAGAACAGACCAAGACGUAUUUCCGCCAACUUGCCUACAUUCUGCAAAACCGUGAAAAGGAGAUUUUGAGUCAGAUUGAUGAACAAUGCCGAGCCGAUGGCAAAACGCUGCAGACAAAGAAGGAAGAGAUAGAGUUUGAGUUGGCCGGACUGACGAGCGCACAGACGUUUUGUCAACAAGCUGUAGAACACGGAAGUGACGUGCACAUUCUGGAGCUGGGAAACCAAGUCCAAACAAGGGUAGAAACUCUGCUGGCAAAACAACUGGACCUGGAGUCCGACUGGAGCGAGUUUCAGUUCGUCGAGAACAGGGAUGUGAAAGACUUUGAGAAAGAAGUUCGAGACUUUGGUGGCGUAAAAACUAAAAUCGACGCUUCGAAGUGCGAAGUAGUUCUGAAACAAGCAGUCCAGGGAUUUGAGUGCGUUGCUGAGCUGACGACAAUAAACAAAGAAGGUCGUCCUUGCGUUACGAACAGUAAAGCUGUCACAUCCAACAUGAAGGACCCCUCAGGGACCGAUGUCCCGAUACAGCUACAGAUGAAGAGUUGGGGCGAGUGGGAAAUUUUGUACGUACCCAAGGUCACGGAAAACCACAGGUUAGAGGUCAAGGUCAACUCAGAACAAGUGCCAGGAAGUCCGUUUGAGAUUGAAGUGAAAGGGAACCCCGUGUUGACUACUGGACGAAAGGGCAGUGGCGUGGGGGAACUGGACGCGCCGCUAGGUGUUGCCUUUGAUAGUGACGGUAACAUUGCAGUGGUGGAACGUGGAAACAAGAGGAUCCAGAUAUUCAAUAAAGACACAGGCCAGUCUUUGCGCAGCUUCCCUAUUGACGGUGAGAAGGCAUACGAUCUUGUUGUGGACUCAAAUGGAAUGUUUCUAGUGACAUCAUGGGGUGAAAAUUUCGGCUUAAGACGUUACUCGAAGGAAGGCAAACUUUUAGACACAUUUAAACCUGACUGUAUGGACGAUCCACAUGGCCUGACAGUUCUGAAGGACGGCCGCAUGGUGGUUGUGAACCGUCCUGAGCAGACCUCGUGUCUCCUCCUUCUGCAGUCUGACGGCAGCCUCAUCCGGGAGAUCGGCAAGGGGCAGUUACAAAACCCAGUGUUCGUAUCCGUAGACGAGUCACGUGAUGUAAUCUUUGUCACAGACAAAAGCGCUCACAAAGUAUUCGCGUUUGACCUUGACGGAAACUUGAAAUUUGACUUUGGCAGGCAAGGUGACAUCGAUGGCGAAUUUCAAAACCCAGAAGGUGUUACAGUAGACAGGGCAGGUAAUAUCAUUGUCAGUAACGCAGGAGACGGUCGUGUGCAAGUUUUUGGGCUAGACGGGACUUUCAAACGGAAACUAGGAACAGUUGAAGGGGGCUAUGCCAGCAGUGUCGUUCUUACUCCUGACGGUUACGUGGCGGUGGCAUGUUUUCAUGGACAUUGUAUAGAACUGUACAGGUACAAGUGAUCCGGCUUUUACUAGAAGGCUUCACUUAAAGCUUUGUUUUGAAAUUUCCACUUCUUGAAAUUUGAAUGGAAGAACAUGUUGUCGCUUCCGUUUGACUUACAGUAAAUCUCCUUAAUGUUUAGUCAGAUAACAUUAGUAUUAAGAGCAGUUAGUAAUCAAAUAGCUGUAGACUUAUUGCAUGCAUUUCCGCUAAACUUUUAGAAUAUAUAUAUUGUCUUGUGUGAUAGCAGAGUUGCGAUUGCUACAUAGCCGGAGCUUUUGUCGGAAACAUUACAGUAAAAAGA